Molecule: messenger RNA, 1152 nt
Organism: Mesocestoides corti
Lineage: Eukaryota; Metazoa; Platyhelminthes; Cestoda; Cyclophyllidea; Mesocestoididae
Source: the annotation of a GenBank genome assembly
AUGAACAUCGGAAGUAUCGCUUUUUCCCUACUCUUGCUUGCCAAAACCACGAUUGCUGUUCGCGGUUGUACAGUGAUUGCAAUUCAGCCUGACUUGCGAUGGAAGAAAGCUGUUUGCGAUUCCCACAGCUCACUUCUGACCAAAGUACCUCCGGACUUACCCGAAAUGCUCAUAAGUCUUCGCGUGACUCAGCAGGAAAUUAGGCGGCUGGAUAACCAAGAAUUGAGGAGGUUGGUGUACCUGGAAGAAUUUUACUUGGACUCAUGUCAACUAGAGCAAUUAGAAUUAAAUGUAUUUCAGGGUUUGAACCGUCUUCGAAUCUUGAGUCUGCGAAAUAAUUCUUUAAGGCUGGAUGAAAACAGCUUCCUUCCUGCAACCCUUCAUCGUUUGCCAGCACUAGAGGUUUUGGAUCUUUCCGAAAAUCCUCUGGGACAGAUCCCAGGCAAUUUCUUUCCCACCUCACUGGGUAAAUCCCUUUUUGAACUUCGUCUUGGCCAUACAAAAAAUGAGUUCCCACUACGUAUUGAGGCCUCGGUCUUGGAAGUCCUUCGAAACCUCCAGAUUCUAGAUCUGUCUUUCAGUGGGUUGGAAACACUAUCCAGUGACUUUAGGGUUGUUUUCAAUAAAAUGGGAAGACUUAAAGAACUCCAACUUGGUGGCAAUCCUUGGCACUGUGACUGUAACCUGAGAUGGCUUAGGGAGUGGUACCUUGCCGAUAGCCUUCCUUCUAUGCAACUUUCCUACGAGCAGAAAACGAAGUUUGGGACUACGAAUUUGGUGACACCCACCUGUAAAUCGCCCUAUGCUGUAAAGCGACGUCUUAUUUUUGCCCCACCUGGAGGAGAGGCCAUAGAACCGGAAGAAUUUGUAUGCAAACAGUGGAUUGACUCUAAAAUGAAACACGUGAUCGCAACUCUCGGAUUACAACGAAACAAUGCAUACGGAAUCGGUAUGUCUAACGUUGGAGAGGAUGCUCGCGAGUUGAUCGGCACUCGUGUCGCCACUAUUCACCCAGACUCACCUGUGGCAAUGAAAAGUGUCGUUAGUGCAGACGGACAUCAAGACGACCCGAACCUCGCUAAUUCAAACCCCGGCAUUAGUAAUCACAUAGAUUACGGACACAUCAAACGGCGUAGCUGUACCAACGACUAA